AUGGAGCCCUCGAGCCACGAUGUGCGGCGUCUCCUCUCUGUCCACUGGCGCCUUCCUGUGCAGAGACUCCGAGGAAGACGGGGGGGCGGCUCACGAGGCGCUCCCUCCAGCUCGUUGGCUGCCUCGGCCGAUUCGGGCGGAGGCAUCUGGUCGCGAGCUGCGGGACCGAAGAGAGACCUCCGUCCUGGGCGUCGACGCUGUGACUCGGGGGGGGGUGGGUCGCGGGCGCGCGCGUCUUUGGCUUUCUCUUCUUCACUGGGCGUCUUCGUCGAACCACGCCUGCGUUCCGUCUCCUCUUUGGCUGACCGCUCCGGGCUGCGUUGGCCUCUGGGGCGCUCUCUCUUCUCUCCUCGUUUGUUUUGCGCAUCUUCGCGGACGCUGGCUGAGUCGAGCAGAGAGGAACUCCACCGUGGGUGCUCUGAGAGCCUCUCGUCGUCGCGGUCGCCUGCGGACGCGUCGCCAGUGUCUGCAGCUCGCUCUCGUGCAAAUAGAUUUCCCUCUUCGCUGUCUUUGCUCGAUCCCGCUGAGGUGUCUUCCUCGGCACCGCCUCCCACAAUCGUGGAGUGUCCUCUGCUUCCCCCUCUUCUGGCUCACUCGUUUGUUCAAUCACUCUCUCCCCUCGCCUCCACCUGGCUCUCGGCGCUUUCGCCUUUUCUCCAGACGCUUCCUCCGCCGCACCUCCGGCUGUGGGGCGGCAGCUGCUGCGAAAUCCGGCCGCGCCUGCUGCCUCCACCUGUCCCUCUCUCUCUGCUCGCGCCACAGUCUCCCUCCCUCCUGUCUCAGCCGCCGCCUCCUUCCCCGUCUCUCUCGGCCGCGCCGAGUGCCUUGACUUGUAGUUCUCCCCAGGCGCCUUGUGAACCGAGCGUGCUCCCGCCGUCUGUCGCUCGCGCGCUUCAGGGGAUCGGCGUCUCCGUCCUCUCUCCUCUGCAGCAGUUCUUUCUGCCCUUUUGUCUCACGUCGUCUCACGACUUAAUGCUGCUUUCUCGCACGCAGACAGGCAAGUCGCUGGCUGUUCAACUCGCGGCCCUGCUUCGUCUGCUGGGCGCGCCCGACCCGAGCCCAGAAACAGGCCCGAGCGCCUUCCCGCGCUGCGUUUUCCUGGCGCCCACGAGAGACGUCGCGCAGCAGACGCAUGCGGAGUUGCUCGCGCUGAUUCGCUACACUCCGCAGCUGCGCGUGGCGCUUCUCACUGGCGGCUCCGCGGCGUUCUCUCAAGCCACCCACGAGGCGCUGGAGGAGCGCGAAGGCGCAGUGGGCAGCAGCACCGCGGGCGGCAGCUCCGCCUUUCCAAACGUCGCACAUGCAGAAAUCGAAGGUGAGGCCGCCGGGGAAGCUUCGGCGCCCCGCGAGGCGCCACAGAGACACCUGAGCGCGAGCGGAGACUCCAGAGCGCUUCGCAGCUUCCGCGUGUUCAAAAGACUCGAGCGGCUCGACGCGCACAUUUGGAUCUGUACCCCCGGAAAGCUCGAAGAGUACCUCGGCUUCCUCAACUGGCGCGAGGGUCGCCGCACCCAGCGCCCAUCGCGCGACGCCAACGUGAGAGACCGGCGAGAGAGGCCCUUUGCGCGGUGCGAGCUCCUCAUCGUGGAAGAAGCUGCCGUCCUCCUCCAGCAAAACGAAGGCGGCAUGCAGGCGAUGGCCGCACUCCUCAGGCUGAAGGAAAGACUGCCAGCAGGGCAUCAGACAGUCUUUCUGUCUCCUUGGCUGCCUCCGGAUCUCCGCGGCCUCUUUUCCCGCCUUGUGCGAGUCCGCGCGUUGACGAUCAACGCGUUGGAGACGCCUUGCUUGUCUCCCGCAGUCUUCACCUACGCGGUGGAGACGCCGAGCGCUGGCUCAGAGGGCGGCUCCGCGGUCUCCGCCUCAGGUUCUUCUUCUUCUGUGUUGUCUUCAAGUGAGUCUCCUUCUCCUGCUCAGACGUCCUCUCCUUCUUCUUCGCCCGGACCGUGUUUGUCUGCUGCGUCUCCCCCCGCUGCGGGCUCCUCUCCCUGCUCCCCUGGCACCUCGUGCGCCGCUCCUUGUGCGUCUGUCUCUCCUCCAGCCGCCCUCUCUGCGUCUUCGCUGCCGCCGUCUCCUCCCUCAGAGCCCUGCCCUAUUCUCCUUUCUUCGCCUCUCGCUGCCGCGGCUGCCUCGGCGGAAGGGGCGAGGGCCUCAACGUCUCAAGAGGCUGAAGCCGAGCUUCGGUCUCCCUCCCCUGUCACUCUCGCCUCGUCUCCUCGCGAAAGUAUUCUUCAUGUGAAGGAGCCUGUGGGGCUCUGGGGGCCGAAGCGCGCCUCCGAGUUCCUCGCGAAGAAGGAGCGGCAGUGGCGCGAGCUCCAGAGGGCGACGGAGACAGGGGGUCGGGCGAGAGAGGGGGAGGCGCGAGGCGACGAAGAGUGCGAAGCCGAAGGCGGCGCAGGACGCGAGACGGGGGAGGCCGUGCAAUCCGAGUUCGCGCUGUAUCCCGCGGACCUGCAUGCGCAUGUGCUUUUCAACGUGACGAUGAACGAGGCGCAGCGGGCAGCGGAGCUCGACGCCGAACGGGCUCGGCGCCGCGGAGUCGGAGGGAAGGACAGCCUGCGCCCUACUACGCGUGACGAAGCCCACGUGGUUCGGGGCAUUUUCUUCUUUUCCUCGCUCAAGAGUCUGCAGUUUCACUACGUCUUCUUCAAACAUUACAUCAUUCCCGUGUUGCAGGCACUCAACGCCUCCGCCCCUGCCUCUCCGUCGUCUCCCGCCUCGUCCGCUGCGUCUCCCUGUGGGGGGGCGCCUCCCGAGCCGCCGGCAGUCCCGCCAAGGCUGCCCAGGCUCUCGGCCCUCCACCACGGCCUGAGCGCCGAGAAAAGACAGGCGGUGAUAGAAGCCUUCUCUUCAUCUCGCCGACCGCCGGCUUUUGUAGCAGACGACGGCGGUGACAGGGGUGGCGCGACGCCGUCGAGCGCGUCGCCAGCGGCUCCGGAGGCCCCCACAGAGCUCCACAUCCUCUUUGCGACCGACCUCGCCGCGACAGGCUUGAGUCUGGGGCGCCUCGACUUCAUCGUUCACGUGGGGAAGCCGCGGGAGCCCGAGCUGCUCAUUCAGCGGCUCACGCGAGUCACCAGGGCUCCGGGGCCCGUGGUGCCCCCGUCCUCGCCCACGGCUCCCUCGCCACGCCCCCUCUCCCGCGGCGACUCUGCGCAGGCAGAGUCGCCGCGGCUCCCUGCGGAGCAAGGAGGCACAGGAGAGCAGGCCGCACGGCACGCGGCGCUUGCAGACGCCAAAGGGCGUUCGCUGCUGCUUCUGCAUGACUUGGAGGCGCAUUUUCUUUACGAGUGUUUUCAAGAGGGCAUUAAUCUGAGCGAGCUGCAUCCUCGCACGGCUCUCUCCCUGCUGCAGCGCAACCCUGCGCUCGCGGCGAUCCUCGGGCAGCCGCUGGAAAUGAAGACCACGCCGCGCGAAGACCGCGGCAAGUUGAGAGGAGACGGGGAGAAGAAAGGGAGACGGCGCCGAGAGAGAGGAGGAUUUGGAGAGAGAGACACGGACGCGGAGGCAAGCGCAGCCACCUGCGACGAGCCAACAAACGCUCCUUUGUCCGGCGCCUUUUCCUCGCCAGCAGAUUCCUCCUCUUCUGUCUCUUCUGCUGCUUCUCCUCGCCGUGCAACCAGUUUUUCAUCAGCGGCUGGAGAGGCGGAGGCUUCGGCGCAAGAGUCAGCGCCUCGAGAUAGAAGCGACAGGGGAGAGAACGGUGAUCUCUCUGUUCGCUUGCCCGCUUUGUCAAUUCCAGCGGUUCCUUUCUCGCCGGCUUGGUGGAGCGAGCUGCCCUGGCUGCGUGCGUCUGCAGACCUCUUUUAUCGCUCGCUUCUCGGACUAUAUGCCAUGCAGUCUAGGCGCCUCAAAUUCGAAAAGUGGCAAGUGCCUUCGCUUGUCAACGCUAUUCUCUCCUCGUUCGGCCUUCCUUCUCCGCCUCCUGUCUCGAAGCAGUUCGCAGCUCGCCUGCAUCUCCUCAAUGCUCCCGGACUCAACGUCGACUACUGGGCGCCUCAGAAGACCGACUUGUUGGCGAGCUUGGCUAGCUAUCCUGGCUUCUUGUCUCGUCAGCGCCAAGUGACGCUCAUGGGCGGGGCGAAGUCGCCGCUCCUGCGCCUACGCGCAUCAGAGAGAGAGGCCGCUUUUCUUGAGGCGCGCAAGGAGGAAGGUCUCGAACGACGCAUGCAACUCGCCCGCGGAGCAACACCUACAGACGAGCUGUCGUCUGCGUCUCCGCCUGCAUGCAAGGCGCGAGGGUCGCGGCUGCCGACUGCAGCCGAGGCCACGUCAGCGGAAGUCUCUCUCUAUAUGCCUGCGGAGCACUCCGCAUCCGACCGCGACACCGGCGCUGAAGAAAGACGAGCAGAGGCGCUGCGGACGCAGGAAGCGGAAGGUGACGUGGAAAAGAGACGAGAGAGCGGCGAGGCAGCGGCAGCGCUUCAAACAUUUGAGGACUCCGAUAUCGUGUGGGGGUCUCUCCACCCUCCGCCUCUGCCUCCGCAUCUGAUCCCGCGGGCACCCCGCGACGACGGCGACGCCAGACGGAAACGCGAGUUGAAAAGUGUCCAGCGCAGAUAG
This is a messenger RNA of Besnoitia besnoiti, 4560 nucleotides long. RefSeq lists its product as uncharacterized. The transcript has 6 exons. Bases 1 to 4560 code for a protein of 1519 amino acids. The record is from RefSeq and is a predicted model, not a curated record. Gene Ontology annotation, molecular function: nucleic acid binding; ATP binding. NCBI's taxonomy places the organism in Eukaryota, Apicomplexa, Conoidasida, Eucoccidiorida, Sarcocystidae.